AUGAUGACAUAUAUUGAACGACAUGGAUGGUGUUCGUCCUUGAUUUCAUCGACAAUAUGUCCCUCAAAUAUUGACAAAUCAACAAAACCUUGUCCUAUACGCUCAUUGUCUUUUGCUUCAACAUCAUUGAUCUCUAAUAGUGAUAGUAUUUCUCUUAAUACAGAUUCCAUCCUAUCACCAUCUUCAUUAACAUAUAACAAAAGAAAUAAUAAUAAGGCAUCAACAUCUAAUGUACGUUCAUCAUCAGGACGAGCAGAUGAUUAUUAUACAACAAAACGUAUUGAAGAAUUACAUGAACGAAUGGAUGAUAUUCAAAUAACAAGUUUUUUACAAUUUAUUAAUCAUCAUUUAUCAUUAAAAAAGGAAAAUCAUAAAACAAUUAAUAUCAAUGAUAUAGCAAAAGAUUUAUCAAAUGGACAUGUAUUAAUUGAUUUAAUAGAAAUAUUAUCAUCAACAAAAUUAAAACGUGAACGUGGUCAUACACGUUUUCAUUCCUUAACAAAUAUUCAAUAUGUUUUAGAUUAUUUAAAAUUACGUAUGCAACAUAUAAAUAUAUCACCACAUGAAAUUGUUUCGGGUAAUCGUAAACAAAUUCUUGCAUUAUUAUGGAUAAUAAUGAAAACAUUUGAUUUUCCUGGUUUUCGUAUAACAAAUAAAAAUUGUUUUGUUGAAAACACACUCUUAGGUUUUGGACAAGAUCGAAGUAUAAUUAUAAAAUGGUUAAAUAAUAUUAUCAAUCAAAGUUUAAAUACAAUACAAAUUUAUAUAAAAGAUUUUUAUCUACAAACAUGGAUCAAUGGUUAUUAUUUAUCAAUCAUUAUUAAAUAUUUAAUACCAUUAAGUAUAAAAUAUUUAACAAGACAAUGUUUUGAUGAUUUAAAAGAAUUAAAUAAUUUAAAUUCAGAUGGUAAACAAUGUUUUAAAUUAUGUUUAUCUUUAUCAAAUUAUUGUUUUAAUACAAUAACAAUUAUUGAUGAAACAGAUAAAAGUGAAAGAUGUUUAUUUAAAUAUUUUACUGAAUUACAAAAAAAUAUUAUAAGUAUUUUAAAAUCUAAUCAUAUUGGAAAAUUAGUUCAAAAUAAUCCAUAUACUAAACAAAUACUUGAUACGGUUAUUCAAACAACAACAACUACAGAACAUUCUUCGCAUAUAAUUAAUAAUAAUGAACAAUAUUUGAUUUGUAUUAAAGAUGAUAAUCAGCAUGUAUCAUCAAUAAAUUCUUCAAUAUCAUUAUCAAAUGAUAAUAAUAAAUUAUCCAAUUCAAAAAUAGUAGAAAAAUCUCAACCAAUCAAUAAUAACAAAUCGGAACGAGUAAAUCGUUGGGAGAAACCAGAAAAUCUACAAAGUAAUUUUCAUGCAAUUAAUAAUGAUAGUAAAAUAUCAAACAAAGAACAGGUUGAAAUGGUAAUUAAUGGACAACAAGAAGUUAAUGAUACAAUUGAACAAUCGGAAGAACUUGUAUUAUUACCAAUAGAAAUUGAGCAAGAUAUAAAAUUAGAUUCAAGCAUAAGUGAAACUCAAGAUCUCAAUCAAUUUACACCAACAAUUGUCGAAUAUCAACCAGAGGAAAAGAUUGAACAGCCUAUUAUUAAUGCACAAGAACAGCAAAUUCUAUCAAUCAAUGACAAUACAGAAGAAAUUAGUUCGACAUUAGAAGAUUUAUCUGAAUCUACGAUAUCAUAUGAAAAAUUAGAUGAUUUACAAGAACUUAUGAUAUCUAAUGAAGAAAACAAACAAUCCUCAGAUGAUUAUGAAACAUUACCAAAAGAAAUUGAACAAUCAUUUCAAAACGAAACUUGUUUGAUUACUACUCAACAAUCGAUAGACACUAUAGAAGAACAAAAACAAUCUUUAAUAUCCAACGAAAACAUUGAACAGUCUGAUGUAAAAGAUGAAGUGCCAGAACAAAACACAACAACAACAUUACCUGAAAAUAUCAAUGAAGAGUUAGAACAAUGUAUCACAUCAAUUAAACCAUCUCUUUCUAUGAAUGAAGAAUCAUUACAACCUAUUGAAUCAAAACCGGAAACAAUAAUGACAUCUGUUAAAAUAAAUGAAAAUUUAGAACAACCUAAAACUGAAGAAUCAUCAGAAAUGAUUUCAUUACCCGAACAUAAUACAUCUAUUUUAACAAAUAACAAUAAAAAAUCAUCACAAUCUACGGUGUCGAAUAAAAAAAAGAAGAGAAAUAAAGUCAAAACUAUUGACAACGAAAAAUUAUUUCAACAACCGAUUGUUGAAUCUGAACGAAUUGAAGAAAAUGAAUCUUCAAGUAUUAUAAAUAAUAAAUUAGAACCAUUUAUAGUUGUAGAAGCGAACAAAGAAAUUCAACCGAUCGUCGAAAACAAUUUCAUUGCAACUAAUGGAAAAUUACCACAAUCAAUUACUGAAGACUUACCACAAUCCGUAAUCUCAAACGGAACAACAAAAACAUCUGUUGAAAAUAAUUCUCCGAUCGUUACAAAUAAAAACUUAGAAAAAUCUACAAUUAUAACAUCAUCACAACCUAUUACCUCGAAUGAUGAAGUUAAUAAAUCUACACCAAUAAAUAAAAAGACAGCUGCUACUACUACAACUACUAAAAAAGUAGUACAAACUGCAUCAUCUAAUAAAGAAAAUCAACAUUUUAUUACUUCAAAUAAACAAUUAGUACAACCUACAACUGUAGUUAAAGAACCAGAACAACGUAAAUCGAUAACUGAACAAACCACUUCAACAACAUCAAAAGGUAAUACAUGUUCGGAUAUUAUUAAUAUACAAUCAGUAAAAGUAAAUCAUGAAUCAUCACAAACUGCAAAUUCACUUAAGAAACCAGAACAUUCUACAGUAUCAAUUGAAAAACCUAAACAAACUGUUAUAAUACCUGAGGUAACUGAACAAAUUUCUUGCACAAAUACACAUAAAAAAUCAGAACAAACUGAAGUAUCACUUGAGAAACAAGAUCAACCAAUUACUCUAAUCGAAGAACCACGUGCAUCAACAAUAUCGAAUAAUGAAACGAAAAAAUCUUCAUUUAAAAAUAAAAAAUCACGACGAUCAAAUACUAAAAAAGGAAAAUCAGCACAAGUAGUGCCAAUUAAUAAUACUGAACCUAUUCUACAAGAUGAAGAAGAAACUAUUGAAUCAGUAUUACCCUCUGUUAAUCUAACAACUAUUGUUCAAGAACAAAUUCCUACUAAUAUUGUAACAGGAGUUGAUACUUCACCAAUAAUAAUACCUGAAAUAUCAUUGAAUGGUAAAUUAUCAAAUAAUAGUGAAAACCUUCAAAAUUCAAGUGCCUUACGAUCUCGUAAAACGAAAAAGAAAAAAACAAUAGCUACAACAACAACUACUGUCAUUGAAAAACCUUCAUUUCCUCCGAUGUCAACAUCAACAACAAUAACUAAUCGCAAUUUCUUUGUUACUAUUCAAGAAUUUCUACAUGAUAGAAGAAUUAUUGCAUCCAAAUACGUUUUCAUUCUUAUUUUUCGAAUGUUAAUUAAAGUUUUAUUAUUUAAUCAUUCAUUUCAACGUAUAACAGCCUAUCGUUGGUUAUCUAAAACUCAUAAACCUUCUCUAUUUGAACCGAAAUGGGCAUCAGUAUUUGCCCAGGCAACAACUAAUUCAUAUCUACCCUCUUUACCUGUUAAGAAUGAAAAACCAUUUGUUAUGCUUUUUCCACCACCAAAUGUAACUGGAACUCUUCAUCUAGGUCAUGCAUUAACUACAUGUAUACACGAUAGUCUUUUAAGAUGGCAUACGAUGCAACGAAAAUCAUAUGCUCGUUGUAUACCUGGUUAUGAUCAUGCUGGAAUUGCUACACAGGUUAUAGUUGAAAAACAUAUAGCUCCUCAAACACGAGAACAAAUGGGAAGAGAAAAUUUUCUUGAAGAAUGCUAUCAAUGGUCUUCAACAUAUCGUCAAACAAUUGAAACACAAUUAAAACGUCUAUGUCCAUUAUUUGAUUGGUCAAAUACUUAUUUUACUAUGGAUAAAAAUCUUAUUGAAUAUGUUCGAGAUUCAUUUUUAAGUUUAUAUAAUGAUGGUCUUAUUUAUCGUGAUCGACGUAUUGUUAAUUGGUGUUGUCAAUUACGAUCAGUUGUUAGUGAUAUUGAAGUAGAUUCAAAAGAAAUCAAUGGUCGACAAAAAAUUUCAAUACCUGGAUAUUCAAAAGAAAUUGAAUUAGGUGUACUUUAUAAUAUUGCCUAUAAAGUUAUUGAUGAACAACAACAGCAAGAUAAAGAAAUUAUUGUUAGUACAACACGACCCGAAACAAUUUUAGCCGAUACAGGUAUUGCUGUUCAUCCAUUAGAUUCUCGUUAUAUGUCAUUAAAAAAUAAAUUUGUUCAAAAUCCAUUUAAUCCUCAAGAUCGUUUACCGAUUAUAUUUGAUGAAAGUGUUGAUCAAAAUUUUGGUACUGGUGCAGUUAAAUUAACACCAGGUCAUGAUGCAUUUGAUUAUACAUUAGCAAUGAAACAUAAUCUUCCAGUUCGAACGAUGUUAAAUGAUCAAGGUCGUGUACAACUUCAUUUAGAUCAUCCAUUUUAUCAACAAUUAAAUGAUUUACAUCGUUAUGAUGCACGUGAUAAAGUACUUCAAUUACUUGAAAAUCAAGGAUUAAGAAGAGGAGAACAGGAACAACAAAAAAUGAUAAUACCUAUAUGUAGUCGAACAGGUGAUAUUAUUGAACCUAUGGUUAAAGAACAAUGGUUUCUUGAUACAACUGAAAUGUCUCGUCAAGCUUCAUCAAUUGUUGAUAAUGAUACACUUAAACUAACACCAUCAUCUACUCGUAAAGUAUGGAAAUAUUGGUUGAAUAAUAAUCGACCAUGGUGUUUAUCAAGACAACUUUGGUGGGGACAUUCAAUACCUAUGUAUCGAUGUUCAAUCAAAAAUAAACCCAAUGAAUAUCAAUGGAUUGGUGCUAAAUCACUUGAAGAAGCAACUAUCAAAGCUGCUCAAUUAUAUCCAGAUAUUUUACCUGAAGCAAUUCAUAUUGAACAAGAUCAAGAUGUACUUGAUACAUGGUUUUCAUCAGGUUUAUUACCUAUAUCUAUAUUUUAUAAUACGAAUAAACAAGAAUUUCCAACAACAUUACUCGAUACUGGUUAUGAUAUAAUGUUUUUUUGGGUUGCUCGUAUGGUUAUGCUUAGUCUUAAAUUAACUAAUCAGGUACCAUUUCAUGAAGUUCUUUUUCAUGGUUUAAUUUGUGAUCCAAAUGGUAAGAAAAUGUCAAAAUCAUUAGGUAAUAUAAUUGAUCCGAUGGAUGUUGUUAAUGGAAUAAGUCUUCAAUCAUUGCAAACACGUCUUGAACAAUCACAUUUAUCACGUAAUGAAAUCGAACGAUCGAAACGUAUACAAGCUAAUCAAUAUCCAUCAGGUAUUGAACCAAUUGGUUCCGAUGGCCUUCGUCUAUGUCUUUUAUCUCAUGAUAUAUAUCAACAAUCAAUACGUUUUGAUCCAACACAAUUUGAUUAUGUUGGACGUUAUUGUAAUAAAUUUUGGAAUGCUUAUAAAUAUGUCACAGAAUUCGCUUUAAUCGAUAUGAAUUUUCGUGAUGAAAAAUUUUCAAAUAUAACUUAUGAACAAAUAGAAAAAUUAAGUGAAAAUCGUCUUGUAGAUCGUUGGAUGUUAAAUGAAUUAAAUAAAACAAUAGGAAAAGUGAAUGAUUGUUUAAAUAAUUAUACAUUUCAUUUAGCUAUUGUUCGUUUACGUGAUUCAUUUCUAAAAGAUUUUUGUGAUUUUUAUAUUGAAUUUAGUAAAAUUCCUAUUAAACAACAAUCAAAUGAAAAUAUUAAAUCAAAUGUUCAGAUAUUACUCUAUUAUUUACUUAAACAAUAUCUUAUUCUUUAUCAUCCAUUUUUACCAGCUAUGACUGAAGAAUUAUGGCAAGAUUUAACACAAGGAAAACAAGGUUAUCUUAUUCAUCAAUUAUAUCCAACAAUGAAACAUAAUGAAAAUAUUAAUCCUAUGGAUUCUCAAGUAAUACAAAUAAUUCGUUUAAUCUUAAAAAAUUCGACAUAUUUUAAACAAAUGCUUCGUUUAUCACGUGAUUCCGAUAUAAUUAUUUAUUUUAAUGACCAAAAUCAUGAGAAUUUAUCAACACAUAUUGAAACGUAUCUUACAGAAAUUCGUACAAUAACUCGGUUGAAUAAUAUUCAUAUUGUAUGUUCAUCGCCAUCGAAUAAUUCUCUCAAUAAAUCAAAAUUUUCAUUUCAUGAUUAUGUUACGGAUAAUGUUGAACUUGUAUUUAAUUUAAAUGAUGAUAAACAAACAAAAGAAUUGGUUGAAAAACAUGAAGAACGAUUAAGUAAACAAGUUGAUAAAUUACAGGAUGAUCUUGGUGUUAAUGAAACUGCGACAAAAUUUCAUCAAGAAAAUAAUGAUGAAGAAAAUAUUGAACGUGAAAAAAAUCGACGUGAAAUUCUAAUGGAAGAUAUGAAAUUAACACAACGAAGACAUGAAAGAUUUGUUGAAUUAGCUCAAAAAAGAACUGUUAUUGAAAAAAAGAAUAAAAAAGAAAAAAGAUCUUAG
Molecule: messenger RNA, 6513 nt
Organism: Adineta steineri
Lineage: Eukaryota; Metazoa; Rotifera; Eurotatoria; Adinetida; Adinetidae
Source: the annotation of a GenBank genome assembly